Molecule: messenger RNA, 3147 nt
Organism: Mucor mucedo
Lineage: Eukaryota; Fungi; Mucoromycota; Mucoromycetes; Mucorales; Mucoraceae
Product: T-complex protein 11-domain-containing protein
Exons: 4
Coding region: 128-2785 (885 amino acids)
Source: RefSeq, a predicted model, not a curated record
ACAGGUUAAAACAAUUGCGCUCGUUUAAUUUUUUAUUUUUUUAUUUCAUCAUUUAAAUUUGAGUUUGGCAAUCUUCUUUUUUUUUUCCCUUUUUUUUUUAUCAUCAAUUUUCUAUAAGAAACCCCAUAUGGAUACUCCAGACGAAAAAGGGUUUUACACAUUUGAAUCCUCAUCUUCUAGUGAGCAAAUUGCUCAAAAGCCUAUUCAUUUGGAAAAACGGUUUAAUGCCAGUCUUCUUCAUGGAAAGCGGAACCUGAAUAAAAAGACAGCGGCAGCCAAUGUGGAGUCUAAACGAGAAGCUAUUCUGCAAGAACGAAGUGCCAGGUUAAAUCAAAACUUUCAAAAGGUGAAGAGAAUUGCCAAGGAAAUGAAGGACCGUCGUCAAGACAAGUUGCAUCUAUUAAGCAAGUCUAUGGCUUUGGCUGAAACAAAGAGAAACCAGCAUAUCGAGAACAGAAGAGCUGCCUCUAAACAAUCUGUCGAAAGAGCCAAAUAUAUUGUCCUACAAAAUCAAUAUCGCUCUCAACAAGAACAAGAGAGGCGCAGAGCUGAACUUGAAACUAGAUUUCAAAAGACAGAGCAAAGACGAUUGGCCCAUUUAAACAGAUAUCAACAGCAAAAAAAGAAAAAGAAUAUAGUUACCUCCUCUUCUUCUCCUUCUUCUCUCGUUUCACCAAUGUCAACCAUAACUAUUAACAACAAUGCCAAAAUUCUGGAUGAACCAGUCAAAGUAAAGAAACCUUCUUCGUGGUCCAUCAUCUUGAAGGCCUUUCGAGGUUUAGGUCUCCCAUUACCUUCCUCGUCUGACACCUGGCUCGAAUUUAAUGCAUUAGGAAAAUUACUUAACCAAGCCAAAGUCAUUGUCGUCACCACAAAGGUGUUGAACACCGCAUUAAAAAUGAAUGAUGAGGAUAGCAGACAACGUGCACGUGUUCUCUUGACCUCAUACAUGACUCUCAUGUGUCCUCGAGAAGUUUUACAAGACGUUGAAGGCACAGAAGAAAGGGUAUUACAUACUUCUGCAAAGCAAAUGUUGACCUUAUUUGAAAUCUGGCUCAAGGCCCAUGGUCGUCCUGGUGCUACAUCUGCAAGACUUGCAUUUGUCCAAGCUUGGAACGAAUACAAUGUCUUGUUUGAAUCUUGGAAAUCAAGAGACUGUACUCAGCUGACUUACAAUAUGAUUGGUUACUAUGUUGAGCUAUCCACAUUGCGUCAGACCAUGAUUGCUCAACAAAACGAUCCUUCAGUAGGCGACCAACUACAACAACAAUUGGACGAAAUUAAACUCAAGUUGGAAAAACUGGGUGGUCCUACUGCCCUAGCCAAUCUUCAACGCGCCCUCGAAUUGUCCAGUGCAUCCACUUCGACAGGAAGAAAGAAGCAGCAACAAAAGAACACACCUCGUUCUCCUGAAUUCGACACCGAGUUUGAAACCCAGCAAAAUGCAAAGAACCAGCACACGAAUGGCGAACAACUGGGUCACUUGUUGAAUGGCUAUGCACCUGAAUCUGGUUUGACGAAUGAGCAAUUAGCUCAUGAAUUGAUUAUGGAUCCUGAAUUUAAAUUGAAGAAGCACGAACCAGCUAAUGAUUUAGAAAAGAGAAUUAGAAUGAUGGCAGAAAAGGCAUUUUUUGACAAGGUUGCACAAGACAUGGAAGAAGGCCGUGCAGAGUUAUCUUUGCCUUCUUUGAUUGUUGACGUGAAAACUCGUUUAUUAGCACUUGUUCGACCUGGCACCUCCAUGUACAACAGUGUGGAUGAAGGUAUUGAUCUAUCCUUGAUUGAACAGCAAAUGAAGCAAUCCACUUUUGAUAUUCGUGGUAUGAUGGAUUAUGUGUUAGAUGUGAUGGCUAAUAUGUGUGCCCCUGUACGUGAUGAAGAGAUCAAGAAACUUCAGACCAGCACCAACCUGAUCGAACAAAUCCAGAGCGUCUUACACCUUUUAGAAGACAUGAGCCUAGAUUUAGCCAAUUUUCGUCUCCGGUCUCUUCGUCCUCAUCUCAUGUCUAUGGCGGUUGAAUACGAACGAGAGAAAUUUGCAGCCAUGUUGAGUAGCGGAAAGAUCCAAUUGGUUCGUACGCAAGCUUGGUUAAACGAAUCUGCAAGUAAAUUAUGUAGAGUGGCAGCACAACGUAACCCCGAAGGAGUUUUACCAGAAAAGAACAACAAGCCUACGCACGAUUCUAUUUUUGAAGAUGCAUAUGUCUCCUUACUAGUCCAACCACAUGAGCUCAACUUAUCCCGUAAUUUACCAGAGACCUUGGAUAUGGAUGCGAAUCGUAUGGCUGAUUUCCAAAAUGAGGUACAGGCAGUGACCAUUGUUGCCGCUUUACUUAUGUUGGCCAGAAAUUUUGGGUCUGCAAGUCCCCAGGCUUUGACAGAGUUGGGGACCAAACUGUUUACGAUGUUAAAGGACCCAACGACUGCUAUCGAUAAUCUCUCUACCGAAAUUGAGCAUGCUGUCAAUGUAAGGCCUGAACGAAGAGAGAUGGUGCGUACCAUGGUAGAUAAGACGGUGUCACAUUCAGAUACGGUCUACUCUUUACUCUCCCGUCGUGUGGCAACCGUUAUCAAAACAACGAUACAGAAUAACAAGUUUGUGACGGAUGCGGUUCUCUCAAGUAACGGGUUACAACAUGUUCGUAGCAAUCUUCAAUCUGUGGCACAUAAAAUACUACGCAUGACUCACCAUCAUCGAAAGGUCUAUGCGACUUAUUAUGAUGACAUUAUUACAAAUGCUUUAAAUGAACAUCUCGUGGUUUCACCCAGUACAAGCAGUACCUAAAUCAAAACUAUUUUUUUUUAUUAUGUAUACAUGAAUUAAAAAUAGAAAGAAACAAAAAUAUUGUUGUUAUGGGGGCGUAAAUUUUAAUCAACACUUUUGCUAACAAAAGGAGAGAGAGGGGGGUAGGGCAUUUCUGUUUUUAAGGCUCCGGGUGAGUGCAUUUAAAUCAUUUCAUUAUCCAUCAUCUUUUAAAGAAGCACAAACCAAAACAAACAAACAGACGAUUAUGUUUUUGUGUAGUAAACUCUUUGAAGAGCUUCGUACAAUAGUUUCGUGUGAAAAGCAUCAGAUUUAUAUGACACGAUGAUGACAAAAUGAAGCCAUUGUGCUACAAAACCCAUGAUUGUUUAAUAAUAAAAAAA